UGAACCGCUACAAUUGGAUAUUGGAAGCUAUUUGAGCGCGUAGUCGCCUUCAGGGUCGUUUACAGUACGAAGUACAUAGUCUAAUUUGAGAUAUUUCUUGACACUUUUCUUCACGAUAUCUUUCUAAUGGUGUCCGGAUCAUUAAGCAGCUUUUCUUCCGCAGUCAACAAAACUGCAGGAUCUGCAAAUGCAUUAUGCGAACUUGUAGAAAAGUCUCAAGACUUUCUGAUUCGUAAUGUUCACUCAUUAGACUUUAUUUUGGAUGACUUUGAUAUUACUAAAUUCGGGAUUUUACAUGCAGCUGUAAUACAUGCCAAAUAUAUUUCACAGUCAGUUGUUGAUAAAGAGUGGCUAGUAAUCCAGACUCAAAACCUCUUCAAUCUCUGUAACUCAGAGUCUUUGCAAAAAAUUCCAUCUUAUGUCCGUGUAAUUUCACAUGAAUUUACGAACUGCCUGAUUAAUAUGGGGAUUCCACACAAGGGAAUCAGUUGUACGCUCACUGCUAUUCAAAAACUUCAGAAAUGUCCGGGAUAUCUUACUCCACUACACUGUGAUCUAUGUCAGCUUGGAUUGGCUGCUAAAAUGUUUAGUCCCACUCUUCCAAUUCUCGAUAUUGACAUUUUAGAAAUUGAUAAGAGCAGUACAGCCCUUGAAGCUAAAGAUUAUCUCCUAUACUUUUACUAUGGAGGGAUGAUUUAUGGCGCAGUAAAGAAUUGGGAAAGAAGCCUACACUUCUUUGAAUUGUGUUUAAUUAUCCCUGCCGUAUCAUCAAGCUGUAUUCUGAUUGAAGCUGCAAAAAAGAUAAUAUUAAUCUCCUUGAUACUACAUGGGAAAUUCAGUACAGUUCUUGAAACUCCGGUUGCAUAUUUCAUGUCUCCAAGGCCUUGGAAAUGCUACUGUCAACCAUAUUUAGAACUAGCAACAGCAUUUCGAUCUAACAAUCCUGAGGACUUAACUAAUUUUGUUGAUCUUCACCGAGAAUUAUUCACAGCUGAUUUCAACUUCGGACUUGUAAAACAAGUGAUAAAGUGCCAUGGAAAAUUUCGUAUCCAGAGCUUAACAAAAACUUUUAUGACACUAUCCCUGACCGAUGUUGCCAUGCGUAUAAAACUUUCGGGAACCCAAGAAGCGGAAAAACAGAUCUUAGAUAUGAUUAAGUCAAAAGCAAUUUUUGCAAACAUUGAUCAACAAAGUGGGACUGUUCAUUUCCUGGAUGAUCCCGAGCAGUAUGACUCGAUCAAAAUGCUUCGAAUUCUUCAGGAUAAAAUAACAGAAUGUGUGAAUUUGGAGAAGCAUUUUAUGCAGUUAACUGACCGGCUAGUGACAAAUCCAAACUAUGCUAAACGAAUGAUCGAGCUGGAAACCAAGGCAGCGAAAUCUGCGGGCCAGUAUUGAACGAGAACAAAAACGAAGAAGGGUGUUGCUUGCAUUUUUAUUCAGUACUUGUGAAUUUAGCGUGCCUUCCUGAAAUGGGAAAUAAAAUUAAAAAGUUAAUACGCUUAAAUAUCUACUUCAUUGCAAUAUUUUUGUGCAGUGUCUUUACACAACUCAGAAUAUUCUUUAAAUACGUGCAUCAAAGAAAACGUAGAGUUUAGAAAUAAUGCUAGACAAGUCAUAAUUAAGAUGCUGACGACAUCUAAUAUUUUUGGGACUUAACGGUCGAAAUCAAUUUACAAGUGGGUAGAAAACUUGUACCCGUGCCUUUGAAACUAGUCGAGUAGCUUGUUCAAUCUGGUUAUUGUAUCAGUACCGAUGAUUUAAACGUGUAUACUGAAUUUGAAUAAUACUAAAUAAUAGUAGUGUGAUGCAAAGAUUUUCAAAUCAUUUCAAAGGAAAGCGACAAUCGGUAUUGUAGAGGAUAAUAUCGAUAUUUACAGGUCUUUAUAUCAUUCGUUUAGAAGAUCUGUUGAAAAGCUUUAUUGUUAACUGACAUUC
Schistosoma spindalis is the source of this 1935-nucleotide messenger RNA. Lineage: Eukaryota; Metazoa; Platyhelminthes; Trematoda; Strigeidida; Schistosomatidae. The record is from the annotation of a GenBank genome assembly.